UAUACAACUUACCAUCAAGCAAGGUUUUUUCCUGAGUUUCGGAAUUAAUUCGUAAACGUUUACAGAAAAAACAUGAUGAUACUCUUUCUCAACAUGUUCGCGAUUGUGUCUCAAGUGAGUGGACAGAGUUUGAAUGAAGUUUGCGACGUGACCGCCUGCGAACUGAGGGACAGACUCGCUCAAACAAGCGAUUUCAACUCCGAAUUCGUCCUGUCGCAGUUGGCAAAGCUUGGAAAACGAUUACGCUCACUCGAACAAACAGGUUGGAAAAUAUCGUCCGGCUACGAAAGAUGGUCGCUUUGCGAGAGAGGUCCUUGCAAAUGUUCUCCAGAAACGAAAACCAUCAAUUGCUGGAGGCAGGGGCUGAAGGGCCUGCCCAGGAACCAGAUCGUGCCGGUCGACGUCAAGAAAAUCGAUUUGGGCUUCAACAAAGUUUCUUCCCUCAACAAAGAAACUUUCAUGGGCCUAUCACAAAUAACUGAGCUAGACAUGACGGCUAAUGAAAUCGAUCAUCUACCUCCAAUGAUUUUCGAGACGGUCGAUAGUCUUCAACAUUUGAGGCUGAGUGAAAACAGGCUCGAAGAGAUCGACGACGGUUUGUUCGAACAUGCUCACGCUUUAGAGACUCUAGAUCUAAGCAGGAAUAUGCUGGAAAGGGUGGCCGCAAGGCUUCUGAGGAACAGCCGCAAACUGUUGGCAGUUAACCUCAGCAGCAACAGAAUCCGCAACAUCUCGUCGGAUUUCUUCAAAGGUCUGAACCGGCUAGAAGAAAUCAACCUGUCCACAAACAACAUAAAGAUUUUACACGUUCACACCUUUAGAAAACUCACGAGACUCAGGGAACUAAAUCUGUACGAAAAUCUGAUAAACUAUCUGCCACCAGGGAUGUUCGACGAUCAAAGUUCACUGGAACUGCUGAAUUUGAGGAAGAACAGGCUGACUUUUAUUAAGGCCGGGCUGUUCGAUAAUCUGCCCAGGCUUUUAUUCCUGGAUCUCACGGCUAAUUGGAUAUCCAAGCUCAACGGUUUGGAGUUCAGAAAAUUGAAGUCGGUCUCGGAGCUGCACCUGGGGCAGAACUCCCUCGGCGGAAUCCCGGACGGGGAAUUCGCGUCCAUGGGAACUCUCGUGAGACUUUUUCUUCUCAACAACAACAUCCUCGACUUGUCAAACCGAACCCUGAAAGGCCUCAGCUCUCUAAAGACGCUCAUGAUAAAUAAUAACGAACUGAAACGUAUCGACUCGGCGGCAUUCGCAGAGCUGAUAAAUCUGGAAGAACUACAGCUGGACGGAAAUAAACUGACGACUGUGCCAGACGGAAGCCUCGAUUUCCUGAAAAACCUUUCGGGCAUUAAACUCACAAAGAACCCUUGGUACUGCGAUUGCUCCAUUCUGUACUUGUCGAGGUGGGUGAAGGAAAACGACGAUAAAGUGUGGCCUGUGGAGCCCCGCUGUUUGGGCCCGGGUGAACUAAGCGGCCGUCAGCUCCAUAAGGCAACCCAAGAAGAGCUCUGCGAUCGCUCUUACCCUCACGAAAAAGUCGAGACUAAUUCGAUAAACAUCAACUCGAAAAAUUGACCACUUCAGAGGAGAAAUGCGUUUUUGAUACCGGUCGUUCAAUAAUUCAAAAGGACGUUGUUCAAGCAACAAGGAAACACGAAGAGUUUUUUUACAAGGCCUUCGGCCGCAUGUGAAAGGACGGGAUAGCCUAGUACUCCACCUCGGCGUGUAAAUAAAUGAGAGGCGUCGUUUGGAUACAGGCCAUUAUUCAUGUCGGACCGCUUCCUAAACCCACACGUCCUCCUCUGAGGAAACUCCUUUUGCCUCCAACACACGUAAUCGACGCAUUAAGUCUUAAUUAGUCGUCUAAUUUAAUCAAGUUGCGAAUGGUAUCAGUUACGCAAGGCAAUGGCCCUUACGACAAUAAUAACGUGACCUCACAACGCCCGCUAUUUAACAACUUGUAAAUGUAAUUAUUGCCUACGAUGAAAAGGCCCUCGAUCAAAUUUUCCUAGUUUAUCAAUCCGUUUCUCUUUCUUGUUUGUUUUUUUACAAACUUGUUAAUGAUCAAAUGGAUUUUAAUUGGGGCAAACCUGUUAGGACGUAAUUGCCCGAGUUUCGUCGCUUCGUCGAGAACGAGGUUCGCCUAAAGACCUCACUGCAUUUAUGAUUUUAAGCUUUAUUUAUUUGGGUCAAUUUCAUAGAAGGAAUAAAAGAAAAGUCGCCUUGGAUCCUGGCUGGAAUUAUUCAUUGAUCCGAUCUACGAAUUUGUGAUAUCAGAGACUGUAAACAAUACAGCAAUACAACCAAUCUUCCCUGAUCGGCCCAAGGACCCCAAACUACCCAGACAAAAUCUUAUAUUUUUAAGAACGUAAAAUCACUUUAUUGGAUUUAUUCAUUUAUACAUUCUUUAUUAUAGAACUAUAUAACAAGCACUUAAAACGCAAUAUAUGCAAUACAAUUUAA
Molecule: messenger RNA, 2463 nt
Organism: Cimex lectularius (bed bug)
Lineage: Eukaryota; Metazoa; Arthropoda; Insecta; Hemiptera; Cimicidae
Product: asporin-like
Exons: 10
Coding region: 73-1575 (500 amino acids)
Cellular component (GO): plasma membrane
Molecular function (GO): protein binding
Source: RefSeq, a predicted model, not a curated record